Molecule: messenger RNA, 5147 nt
Organism: Psammomys obesus (fat sand rat)
Lineage: Eukaryota; Metazoa; Chordata; Mammalia; Rodentia; Muridae
Gene: Fam168b
Product: family with sequence similarity 168 member B
Exons: 8
Coding region: 202-843 (213 amino acids)
Source: RefSeq, a predicted model, not a curated record
GGAAGUGAGGUCGCGGGCUGCGGUGUGUGCGCAGCGUCGGCGGUAGCGCGGGCCGCGGCACGGCGGGCGGGAGGCAGCGCGGGCCUAGCGGUCGACCGCCAGCGAACGUUGUCCGGGCACUGCCCGUCGCCGAGCCUCACGCCGUGCCCGCUCGGGCCGGCGCGCGCCGGUCCCGGAGGCGCAGGCCACCUUCCUGAAAUCAUGAAUCCUGUUUAUAGCCCUGGGUCUUCUGGGGUUCCCUAUGCAAAUGCCAAAGGAAUUGGAUAUCCAGCUGGUUUUCCUGUGGGCUAUGCAGCAGCGCCUGCCUAUUCACCUAACAUGUACCCCGGAGCAAAUCCUACCUUCCAAACAGUGCUGGAGAUUGAACCCAGAGUCUUGCACAUGUUAGGCUACACUCCUGGCACACCUUACAAAGUGUCCUGUUCCCCAACCAGCGGAGCUGUACCACCAUACUCCUCCUCCCCGAAUCCUUACCAGACGGCCGUGUACCCAGUGAGAAGUGCCUACCCCCAGCAGAGCCCGUAUGCCCAGUUGUCUCUGUUUUCCCCACAGCAAGGCACAUACUAUACACAACCUCUGUAUGCAGCACCCCCUCACGUCAUUCACCACACCACUGUGGUGCAGCCCAAUGGCAUGCCAGCAACGGUCUACCCUGCUCCCAUCCCUCCUCCUAGAGGCAGCGGGGUCACCAUGGGCAUGGUUGCUGGGACCACAAUGGCCAUGUCAGCAGGUACCCUGCUGACUGCUCAUUCUCCAACUCCUGUAGCCCCUCACCCGGUUACUGUCCCCACAUACCGAGCCCCAGGAACACCCACCUACAGCUAUGUGCCCCCUCAGUGGUGAUUACCCUGCAAACUAAUAUUUGAGGAUGGAGCUGUGCAGUCACUUCAUUGAGUUCCACAGCUGGUGCUGCAGGCCUUGUGCCUCCAACCAGGACUUUCUUCUUAAUGCUCUCGACACUUAGCUAAACACAACUGCGUCCCAGCCCAGCAGGUCCCAGCUCGCUAGUCUCCAACUAACUCUGUGGGUUGGUUUUAAAGCAAAUCCUGUUUUGUGGACUGCCUGGCAAAUUUUUUAGCUAAUUGUAAUGAUAAAAAGGGAGUAUUACUCUAUUCUGAAUUAUAUCUAGUUGAAUGCAUGUUUAAAAACAAACACAAAAACAAAGCUUGCUCAAUCUACCUGCAGUGAGUGAUGCAGAAACAUCAUAUGCAAAACCCAAAGGACUGGACUGUGUUCUACAGCCUGUGUCACUCGCGCACUCCUGUAAUGUGUGCUGAGGCUCAGAGUUACACAUGUGCAACUGAAUGUCCCUAUUGAAGCAUCUGGAGUACUGGAGGGGAUUCUUGGGGUACUGGGGACACAGAUUUGUAGCAGCCUGGUUUUUGCCACUGACCAAUCCUGGAGGGAGCUGCAGGAACUUGGAGAGAGUGUGAGCCUGCGGUGGCUGCAGACAGCCACAGCAGGGGGGGAUAGUAGGGUCCCUCUCCUUCACUUCAGCUAGUGUGUGCUCUGGGAAGCAGGGAUGCACCUGAAGCUCUCUGGGAAGAUGGGAGCUGGGUGAUAGUACAGCUGGGAUGAAGGCUUGUCUGUGUGUCAGUAGAGCAGUGUCUGCCAUCCGAGUCUCCACUGUAUGUCUUACAGGAUAAUGUCUUGUGUAUCUGUUGGGACUGUUGGGAAAGACCAGUGUAGAACUGAACUGUCUUCCUAGGAGGGAAGACAUCAAAGAGAAGCCGCCACACUGAGGUGGUAUUGUCUCUUGCUUUAUUUCGCUUAAGGAACCAUUUUUCCCCCCUUGAGAAAUAAUUGAGUCAGCUAAAAGCACCGGAGGUGCUGUUUUCAUCCCAUGAAGAAGGGCAGGACUUCAGCUGUGUGCUGUGGAGAAUGUUGUAUAUUUAAGACUGGCUAAAAGGGAAUAAGUGUAUUUUUAACUUAGUUCCUCAUGUUUCUUGUAGAGAAACAGGACUGUGAUUAUGUCUAAAAAUGUAGAAAUAAUGUAGCUUGUCCUGGGUCAUUCACCUGUCCUCUGUGACUAGCUGGAGUGAGGCCUACAAAGCCUGCAGAAGUGGUCUGAGCCUCUUUUGGCACCUUUUUCUGUAGCUGAAGGCACUCAGUACCAAGCAAAUGUGGAAAGUAGAAAGGGCUAGGCAGUUUUGGGAUGCACUUGCCUGUCAGGAUCUGUUGUGGGAAAGGUUUUGCGUGUGUAACUGAGUGUGUACAUAAGAAAUCAAGAGGUUCUUUUUGCCUGGAUACACACCCAGCUUGAAUCUGUGAGCCAUUCUAUUCAGUGUGGGUCAGAAGGGCGGGAGGGCCUCUGGGGUCUGUGGAGUGGGUUUUUAUUGUUUUCAACUCCAUUGAAUUGCUGGGGCUUUGGUUGGACGGGAUGCUUGUCUCUGGCAGCUAGGCCAGGGCCUCCAUGUUGGCUGGCAGUCGUCUCAGUAGCAGACAACUUGGCUAGAGGGUGAAUCACCUGAAUAGCGAGCCUUUGGUAACGUUAUUUUUAUAGUAAUGUUCUCCAUAAUUUUUUUUUAGCAUUUUUAAAAAAGUUUAGAAAGAUGUCUGCAUGGAUCAGUGUAAACAGAAAAUUCCUCAUUCCUAAUGUCCAUGAACAUAGAAUAUUUACUGAUGAGUAUGUUGAAUUGCCUCAUGAGCACUUAACAGUGUCAGUGUGUGAUUGUGUUUGAGUGUGUGUGUGUGUGUGUGUGUGUGUGUGUGUGAGAUGUAGCGGGGGAGCAAGAAAGCACACAGUGCACAGAGCUGGAAGCAUUUGCUGUAGUCACACAGCUUGUAUCUGUACUUCAUGUUGGAAUCCCCAUCUCUGUGAUGGAGGUUUCCCUGAACUCAGCAGACAGAAGGUGGUUUGCCCAGGUGAAUAAUCACAGAUCACUAGGACAAAUGUACCUGUGAUUUUCACAUGUGUUGGAAAAAGUCCCCUCACCCAUCCCCAAGUAAGCAUACCUGCUCCCCCGCCUAUAAAGGGUAGAGUUGUUUGCCUGCAGCGUGAAGUCACCCAGUCUUUGGGCCUGCUUGCAGCUGCACACAGUGUGUGUGUCUCCACAGGCUCUGAGUUCUCAGGAGAAAGAGUGGGAUCACAGCCGCUCCUGCUGAUUGCAUCAGCUUUACACACUUGCCCUCAGUCUGUUAAAAACUCGUUCUGUUUCUUUCAAAUUGUGACUAACAAUACUUCUGCAUUGUACAACUCAUCCGUGUGGAAAUCUUUUCUGUUUUGAAGCUGUCGGCUCUUCAGCUGUGAAAUCUGGUAAAGAGCGUACCUAUCAGGUGGGAAUCUUGGCAUGUGGAUAGUAGCAGACUGUCAAGAGGUGGUGAUUUCCACAGCAUUCGGUUUCAGCAAAAUUAUGGGGCAGAACUUGGUCAGUAUUUUGUUACAUGGCUGCAUAGGUAUCCCAAAAAUAUCAAGGAACUUUCCAAGAAAGUGUGCUUUUUACGUCUGUGACAUUCCUGACUAGAGUCCUUCAGUUGAAUUCUUUUUGAAGACAGGAAGGCAAAGAGUUGUGAACAUUGCCAUCUUUGUUAAUACAUACAUACAUACAUACAUACAUACAUACAUACAUACAUACAUACAUACAUACAUACAUACAUAUAUCUUCUCUGCUGCCUUCCCUGAGGCUAGGGAGCUUUCUUCCUCUGCCGCAGUUGAAACCUCUGUAGAGUUGUGGAAUGAUGAGGAACCUGUGACAAAGUCAGACCACCAUCAGGAUUGGGCCAGUCAGGCUGCAGGCAUGGAAGUGCUCUCCCAGAGCUUUUGUCUCCUGUCUUGUCUUCCUUGGAAGAACCAUUGUGAGGCUUCUGGCCUGCCAGUUACCAUUAUGGGUGGCAGCUUUUGAGAGUUUUGCGGAGGCAGUGUUUCCAGCAGGUGGGGCAGUCCCCAGUUCUGGAUUGGCUGCUGAGUCUCCUGCCUUUCCUCAGCUAUGCACCUGGCAUCUUAUUGCAUUUGUUUGUGUUAUUCUGCUGUGACAGGAGGCUGAAGGAGCAGACUGCAUGUUUCUUGGGGACCUGUAACAGUGAGAAGAAACUUAUUCUUGGGGAGGUUUGAGCUCACUGGCUUCUGAUUUGGGCCUUUGUGAGUGUGCCUGUGGUCGGGAGAUGCUGGCAAGUGCCAGCCUUAAAGGGCCUGCUUCAGAUGUCCUCAGCUCUCCUUCCUCAUGUUGCAGUACAGUAGUUCUGACUGCAGGGCCACCUACUCUCACUCAGCAGCUGAUACCUGUAGUUGUGGUAUACCUGCUACUGCUGGGUGGCGCAGGACUUUCCAGGGCACAGUGGCAAUUGUGGCAGCUGCUGUUCCUUUCCUCUGGUGCUUUCUGAGGGUUACUAGGGGGCAGGAGAGCAGCUAGCUGACCAGUGGAGUGCAGAACUUACACUCGUGUCCCCCCCCCCCCCCCCAGGUCUUCGUAGUUCCUGAGCUGCUUAUUCCGCCCAGUGCUCUGUGUUUGAUGGAGUGAUACCCAGAGAGGAUGCUGUGGUCUCAGUAGGAACAGUGAAAUUAAUUCCCCAUGUCUUGGAGGAUUCCUCUCUUCCCUGGCCCCUUCCUGUUCAUUUAAAGAGAAGAAACCCUGUGGAAUACAUCUUAGUAGAAUUAUGGGAUGGGAGGCAGCAGCUUUUCUGUUCAGGGACUGCAGUAUUUCUACGUGAGCUGUGAGGACCUGAUGGUAUACAAGCAGCUUCCAGGGAAGGGCAGUGGGUGGGUCUGGUGCAGACUGUGGACAGUGUAAUAGACCAGUUAGGUCAGAUUGGGCACUGGCUCCCAGCAGGGCUGUUGUGGCAGCUGGAGGUCCCAAGGAGCCUGAUAGGCUGUGACUGAACAGAAAAGGUUCUUUUUUAAAACUUUUAUUUUUAAAUACUCUUUUUUUACACUGUUUUCUUGGUACUUUUUUUAUGCUUAAGUCAGCGUCGUCUUCCAGUGUUACAGGCCUCCCUUGCCUCUUCAUUGAACUUAAGUGUCAAUACAAAGGAACGGGCAGACUGUCCAUCCCAGCCAGUUCAAUUAGAUGGAAAUUCAUACUGUUUUAAUUUUUUAUGCAAUCUGAUGAGUAGAUGAGCUCAGAUUUAAAAUCCUUAAAAGCACGUUUAUUGUAACAGGAAUUGUUAUGUAUUAAUACUGCAGUUUUCAAUAAAGAUUGACUUGUGUUGCA